AUAAAAAACAAUAAAGAAAAAGAGAAAAACAAAAGGCAUAGAAAAAGAAAGAUGAACAGAGAGAAAGAGAUCACUCCUUUCUCCUUUUGUCUCAACAGAUCCAAUGAGUCCUAGUACUUAACAUCUAGGGUUUCAAAUCCAAAUUCAAAACAACCUCUCAAAGAUCCAAUUUUUACCAUUUGGGUUGUCAAUUUGGUGCUUCAAUUUUGUUCAUCACCGUUCUGGUUUUCUGAAAACUCUAAAAAGAAAACCCCACAUUCAAACCCCUCAAAGAUCCAAUUUUUAUCAUUUGGGUUGUCAAUUUGGUCCUUCAAUUUCGCCAAUUACCCACUGUUCUGGUUUUCUGAAACCCUAAAAUAAGAAAACCAGGACCUUCAAAAUCAACAAAAAAAUGACGACAAGAGGCAGCAGAUCAGAAAAAGUAAAGCGAAUCUUCCAACAAUUCGAUUCCAACAGAGAUGGCGGCCUCAACCGUGAAGAAAUGGCCGCCUUGGUCGUUGCCGUUAACCCUAGGGUUAAAUUCAGCGACGAGCAAAUCAACGCGAUUCUGGACGAGGUUUUCAAGACCUACGGCGAAUUCAUCGACGGCGAGAAGGGGCUGACAUACGACGGCCUCCUCCGGACCUACGACGACGGCGCCGGCGACGUCGACCGCGACUUUGAUGCCCUAGGGCUUGAAUUGAAGCCUGAUAGUGGAGGUGAUGACGUGGCGUCUUCGUCCUCCAUAGCCGACGAGCGGGCGGUGGCGGAGCCGGCGAAGAAGCAGCGGACGGCGGCGUGGGCGGCGUCGCCGAACCACGGGAUCGUGUUCGAUGACACGUGGAAGGUGGUGGAUGAUUUGGAAAUUUUGAUCAAACGGUUGAAAGCAAAGCAAGUAAAGGAUGGGAAAAUGAAGGGUGGGGAUAAUAGUAAUAAUGAUGUUUAUUCGGAUCCUGGGUGGUCUAGGGAAUUAGGGCCAAGUUCUGAGAUUUCAGAUAAAAGGAUAGUUUGGGAAGAAUCAGGGCAUGAUUAUGCUGUUUUUGUGAAAGACUUGGGUGUUUUGAGAACAAGGGCAGAUGGGGCAAGAUCAAGAGAAGAGGCAUUUGAUGGGCAUAUGGCAAUUGGUAGGGUUUUGUAUGAGCAUCAGUUGUAUAAGGAAGCUUUGGUGAGUUUUAAAAGAGCUUGUGAGCUUCAACCAACUGAUGUGAGGCCACAUUUUAGGGCUGGGAAUUGUUCGUAUGUUCUUGGGAGGCAUGGUGAGGCUAAAGAGGAGUUUGUUUUGGCUUUGGAAGCGGCCGAAGCCGGGGGAAACCAAUGGUCUUAUUUGCUUCCACAGAUACAUGUCAACUUGGGAAUCUCACUUGAAGGUGAAGGUAUGGUUAUCAGUUCUUGUGAGCAUUAUAGAGAGGCUGCUAUUCUUUGUCCAACUCAUUUUAGAGCUUUGAAACUGUUGGGUAGUGCUUUGUUCGGAGUAGGCGAGUAUAAAGCGGCUGUGAAAGCCUUAGAAGAGGCUAUUUACCUGAAAAACGAUUAUGCCGAUGCCCAUUGCGACUUGGCUUCGGCUUUGCACGCUAUGGGUGAUGAUGAGAAUGCAAUUAAGGAGUUUCAAAAGGCUAUUGAUUUGAAACCUGGUCACGUGGAUGCUUUGUAUAAUUUGGGCGGGCUUUAUAUGGAUAUGGGUAGGUAUCAGAGAGCUUCAGAGAUGUAUACUAGGGUUUUGACUGUUUGGCCGAACCAUUGGCGUGCGCAGCUCAAUAAGGCUGUGUCGCUUUUGGGUGCUGGGGAAAAUGAGGAAGCUAAGAAGGCUUUGAAGGAAGCGUUGAAAAUGACGAAUAGGGUUGAGUUGCAUGAUGCUAUAUCGCACUUAAAACAGUUACAGAAAAAGAGGUUGAAAGGGAAUGGAGGGGCUAAUGGGGAGGAGGCGUUUAUCAUUGUAGAACCAUCAAAAUUUAAGACGGCUACUGAGAAGACGACAUUGAGGCAGGAGUUGGCAAUUGCUCUUGAUGUUAGGGCAUUUCAGAGGAUAACUAGGUUGAGUCGGUGCGAUGUUGAACUUUUGAAGAAGGAGAUGACUGAAAACAAUGCACCUGUGUCCUAUUCUGGUAUGGGUGUUCCUGAGAAAUCUAUUCGCAAGGCUUCAUUGGAGGUAAUUCUCCGCCGGUUGCUCAAUUUCUUGAAGCCAGAAACUUUUGUUGGAGCUGUUAAAGCUAUAAACCAGAAAAUCCUUUCUGUAUUGGAUGAAUCAGAGUCGGGUAGAGUGGAUUUGGGCAUGUUUUUCGCGGUUCUUGCCCCAAUUUUUGGUGGCACUGCUGAGAGAAGAAAACGGGUUGCAUUUGAUGCUUUGUUAUGGCGACCUGUGAACGAAGAUUCCACUCAGAUUCAGAAAGUCGAUGCUCAACUGUACAUCAAAUUGUUAAGGGCCAUCUACAUUCCCUCACUUGGUAUGAGUGAGAUACUGGAAAUCCAUGGGGAAACAGAUUCAGCUAUGAUGUCCUUUACGGAAUUCAUUGCUAUGUUUGACGAUCCUGAUUGGGGCUUCGGUGUCAUGUCUGGUUUAGUAAAGCUUGAAUCGGUGGAUAGGAAUCGCCACGGUAAUCAUGUUUGCUCAGUUUGCCGUUACCCUGUCAUUGGGUCAAGGUUCAAGGAGAUGAAAUCUCAUUUCAGUUUGUGCAGUCAAUGCUAUAGUGAAGGAAAGGUCCCUCCUACCUUCAAGCUAGAAGAGUACAAGUUCAAAGAGUAUGCAAGUGAGGCAGAGGCAAUGAAGGAUAAGUGCAUGUGGUUCGGUUUGCAUUCGAAGAGCUCCUCCCCUAGCUAGGUAUGUUUGAUUUGUUCUGUUCCUGUAAUAUUCCCCUACGCCGAUUUAGUUGUCCAGUGUGCAAUAUAUAGCUCAUAAAUGUGUUCAGUGGGCUAUUGUGCCCUUGUAUAAUAAAAUCGAAGUUGCCGUUCUAA
This is a messenger RNA of Rhododendron vialii, 2928 nucleotides long. RefSeq lists its product as uncharacterized. The record is from RefSeq and is a predicted model, not a curated record. Lineage: Eukaryota; Viridiplantae; Streptophyta; Magnoliopsida; Ericales; Ericaceae. Gene Ontology annotation, cellular component: plasma membrane. Gene Ontology annotation, molecular function: protein binding; calcium ion binding. The transcript has a single exon. Bases 392 to 2794 code for a protein of 800 amino acids.